AUUUAUUAUUCAUUAUUUAAUAAUUAAUUGUAUUAUUGUAUUAGUCAUUAGUAAUUUGUAAAAAUUAAAAGAAAUAUUUUUAGGUAUCAAACAUUUAGUUUGUAUUGUUUUUUAUUAUUCUAUUUAUAUUUAACAAAAUAGCAAAAUAUGUUUAAAUUGGCAAAUGGGAAAUAUUUUCUGAAUGUUUGCAGUAGGAAAUGUACAACGAGAAUUUUAAGAAAUAUGAUUUCUUUAAGAAGUAGUACAACUACAAAAUCUAUUGAGCUGAAAUCAUUUAGUAGAAGAAAGAAAGAUAGUACCGAUAUUGGCUGGAUUUUAUUAGUGGUUCCAAUAUCCGCAUUGGGAUUGGGUACUUGGCAAGUUGGUAGAAAAAAAUGGAAAGAAGAACUUAUGAACGAGCUUAAAACUAAAACAACUUUGCCAGCUAUUGAUUUCCCAGAAAAUCUAGAAGAUAUUAAAAAUCUUGAGUACCAAAGAGUAAAAGUGAGAGGUGAGUUCAACCAUUCGAAAGAACUAUACUUAGGACCAAGAUCUUGUCUGUCGGACGGUGGUUCUAACAGUGGAAAUGGCCUAUUUUCUGGAUCUGGUUACACGCAAAGUGGUUAUUACAUUGUUACACCAUUUAAGCUCUCUGAUAAACCUUUAACAAUUUUAGUGAAUCGUGGUUGGGUGUCAAUGCAGAAUAAAAGUCCUGCAUCACGUAAAUCUGGUCAGAUUUCAGGGGAAGUUGAAUUAGAAGGUGUUGUUCGUUUAAAUGAACCUAGGCCGCAGUUUGUGGCCAAAAAUAUUUCUGAUUCUCGAUUUUUUUCCUACAGAGAUUUGGAUGCUAUGUCACAACUUGUUGACUCUAAACCUAUUCUAAUUGAUGCAGUUGUCGAAAGUAGUGUUCCUGGUGGACCAAUUGGCGGUCAAACUAAUAUUUCAUUAAGAAACGAACAUCUUUCGUAUAUUAUUACAUGGUAUGGUUUAGCAGCAGCUACAGGGUAUAUGUGGUAUUCAAAAUAUUCUCAAGCAAUAAAGUCAGUUAUUAAAUAAAAUUAUCGUAGUUCUGUUUUUUCUAUAUUUAAUGUUUUAUUAAAUAAACACUAUGUUUGAAUUUGAAA
This is a messenger RNA of Adelges cooleyi (spruce gall adelgid), 1103 nucleotides long. It is a transcript of the gene Surf1, whose product is annotated as surfeit locus protein 1. The transcript is spliced from 7 exons. NCBI's taxonomy places the organism in Eukaryota, Metazoa, Arthropoda, Insecta, Hemiptera, Adelgidae. The coding region runs from base 148 to 1035 and encodes 295 amino acids. The record is from RefSeq and is a predicted model, not a curated record. Gene Ontology annotation, cellular component: mitochondrion; membrane. Gene Ontology annotation, biological process: mitochondrial respiratory chain complex IV assembly.